This is a messenger RNA of Fomitopsis serialis, 1086 nucleotides long. Its product is annotated as ribonuclease P 40kDa subunit-domain-containing protein. Lineage: Eukaryota; Fungi; Basidiomycota; Agaricomycetes; Polyporales; Fomitopsidaceae. The annotation marks the transcript as partial. The transcript is spliced from 6 exons. Gene Ontology annotation, biological process: tRNA 3'-end processing; tRNA 5'-leader removal; endonucleolytic cleavage in ITS1 to separate SSU-rRNA from 5.8S rRNA and LSU-rRNA from tricistronic rRNA transcript (SSU-rRNA, 5.8S rRNA, LSU-rRNA). Gene Ontology annotation, cellular component: multimeric ribonuclease P complex; ribonuclease MRP complex. Gene Ontology annotation, molecular function: ribonuclease MRP activity; ribonuclease P activity. The record is from RefSeq and is a predicted model, not a curated record.
CUCAGCAGGCAUGUCAGUUCGGAUUUGAAUCUGCUAUGUCCCGAAGCUUCGCAUCUGACCUACUCACAGGUCGACGUGAUCUUCUCGUCGGAAGCAAUCCUCGAGAAUGGAUUGACUGCGUUGACUAGCACAUACUGGAGCUGUAGUUCAACGCUUGCCAGGUUUGUCGACUAUGCCAAAUCGUUCGUCAACAAAUUCGAAAUGCAAAGCGACAUAGUGGCUGUCAGUGUGCUUGACGCGACAACAGAAAUCGUGUUCAGCCUUGAUUCGCGAGGCCUGCUGACCUUUGUUGUCGACAAGCCAACCUACGAACGCCUUGGCAUAGUAGGAACACCAAUGCGUUGGAGCGGCUGCAAGGAUAUGUACCGCGUCCCCGAUGAUCCUGCCACACGGAAGGUGCACCGAUACGGGUCAAAACAACAGACUGCGCUAGCGGCAUUGGAUGAGUACCACGGGCCUUGGCGUAUCUUGUACCAUCUACGAAGCACUGCUACCGCGCAACCUCUCGAUGGCUCAGUAGAGCAUGUCGUCAAGCCGACAGUGUCUCGAACAGCUCAUGUAUAUGUUCCAGAACCCGCUCUCAGUCCAUGCCCGAACUCCGAAGACGAGAUAGAGGAUUGGAAUGACGACAUGUCAGCUCUGUUCGAGUGGGUUGCUAUGGCAUGCCUCGGGAGCCAAAGAUUGUCGGCGAAUGAUAGAUGUGACCCGUACAUAGCGGUGUAUACACCGCCCAGUCCAUCUCGACUGCACCACGUCACACAUAUCAGUUGGCGCGGAUUGCUGUCGUCUCAAUUCACUCAAGCCAUCAUCGAUCAAGUUCUGUACGCAUUUUCUUCGUCAUACUCUCGACAGGAAUUUGUCGCUUUCUCAACCGCGUUCGCUGCUGUGACGAUUCACGGCGUAUCAACUGCUCCCGUGACUUAUAUUUCACCGUCUUCGCCAUUGCAGACGCCUAUACGACUUCCGCGCCCGGAGUCAGAGGACACAUGGUCUUUGCUAGUAUCGAGUCAUGAUGCGAGGAAACAUGGUACUUGUAAUUGGGUGCUUGCUGACAGCAUUGGCAAGUGGGACUCGAGGUGGGGCUGA